Molecule: messenger RNA, 935 nt
Organism: Glycine soja
Lineage: Eukaryota; Viridiplantae; Streptophyta; Magnoliopsida; Fabales; Fabaceae
Product: dirigent protein 21-like
Exons: 1
Coding region: 6-626 (206 amino acids)
Source: RefSeq, a predicted model, not a curated record
UUAAAAUGGAACCCUUAGUCCUAUACUCACCAAAAUUACCAGUCCUCAUUGAGCAUCUAACCAUGGCUGCUCCUCUUCAAUUCUUCUUUCUCUUCACCCUCACUCUCUUCUCAUCAUCAUUCUCCGAGCAAUCCCACAUCGAACUACCCUCAAACAACAACAACCCUAACCCUAACCCUUUACAAAAACUGUCCAAUCUCCACUUCUACUACCACGACAUAAGAGACAACGAAAACCCCACCAUUGUGCAAAUCGUGGACACCCCAAAGAACGUUCCGAACGGGUUCGGGUCUACUUUCGUGAUGGACGAUGCGAUGACCGAAGGACCAGAGCUGAGCUCGAAGCACGUUGGGAGAGCCCAGGGGCUGUUUGGCUUGGCCUCUCUUCAGGACCUUGGGAUGUUCAUGCUCACCAAUUUCGCUUUCACCGAAGGAGCUUAUGCUGGAAGCACGUUGAGCAUGCUUGGGAGGAAUCCCAUAUCGGAGCAGAAUAGGGAGUUGCCCAUUGUUGGUGGCACUGGCGUGUUUAGAUUUGCCACUGGCUAUGCCAUUGCUAAUAGCGUUAAUUCCGUUUCUACCCCUCAACAUUUUGUUGUCGAGUACAAUGUUACAGUGUGGCAUGGCUAGUGUGUUUUUUUUUUAUCUAUAAAAAUAAAAUAUGAUACCAGAGAAUUUAUAAUUCUGUUCAAAUAUCCGAACUAUAUCCCUUUGUAGCCGUUUGUAGUGAGACCAUGGGAGUAUGUAUGCCUUGUGGCACCUAGAGUUAGAAGUAGCAAGUGAUAUGGUCUAACUUGUGUCAACCUAAAAGUAAUUUUGUUAGCGUAUCGGUAUUGGGAUUUUUAUUUCUUGUAUUUGUUUUUAAGUGCAAAUCAAACAUGUAUUGAGUAGUUCAACAAUUUCAGCUGAUUACAUUGCGACAUGCACUUUUAAUCAUCA